Molecule: messenger RNA, 357 nt
Organism: Loxodonta africana (African savanna elephant)
Lineage: Eukaryota; Metazoa; Chordata; Mammalia; Proboscidea; Elephantidae
Product: V-type proton ATPase subunit G 1-like
Exons: 1
Coding region: 1-357 (118 amino acids)
Biological process (GO): proton transmembrane transport
Cellular component (GO): vacuolar proton-transporting V-type ATPase complex
Molecular function (GO): proton-transporting ATPase activity, rotational mechanism
Source: RefSeq, a predicted model, not a curated record
AUGGCCUGUCAGUCGCAGGGCAUCCAGCAGCUGCUGCAGGCGGAGAAGCGCGCCGCCGAGAAGGUGGCCGAGGCCCGCAAGCGGAAGAACCGGAGGCUGAAGCAGGCCAAAGAAGAAGCUCAGGCUGAAAUUGAACAGUACCGCUUGCAGAGGGAGAAAGACUUCAAGGCCAAGGAGGCCGCUGCUCUGGGCUCCCACGGCAGUUGCAGCAACGAAGUGGAGAAGGAGACCCAGGAGAAGAUGACCGUCCUCCAGACCUACUUCCAGCAGAACAGGGAGGAAGUUCUGAAGAAUCUCCUGGCCUUCGUCUGCGACAUCCAGCCGGAAAUCCAUGAAAACUACCGCAUAAAUGGAUAG